Strongylus vulgaris is the source of this 816-nucleotide messenger RNA. NCBI's taxonomy places the organism in Eukaryota, Metazoa, Nematoda, Chromadorea, Rhabditida, Strongylidae. The record is from the annotation of a GenBank genome assembly.
AUGGUUCAUUCUACUACCAAGCUGACCCUUCUACGGCCACUGCUUCGUGGAAAGAUGUUAGGCCCCCGUAUGUCUAUGACCAAACUCUCUCCACUGGUGAUCGAUAGUGGAUCGGGGAUGUGCAAGGCGGGCUUCGCGGGUGAUGACGCUCCGCGGGCCGUUUUCCCCUCCAUAGUUGGGCGUCCACGACAUCAAGGUGUCAUGGUGGGUAUGGGGCAGCGUGACUCCUAUGUUGGCUCGGAGGCACAAUCGAAAAGAGGUAUCCUCACAAUCCAAUACCCUGUGGAACAUGGAAUUGUGACGAACUGGGAUGAUAUGGAACGAAUCUGGCAGCAUGUCUUCAGCAAUGAACUGCGAGUCACACCCAGCGAACAUGCGGUACUUCUGACAGAAGCACCGCUAAAUCCACGCUCUAAUCGAGAACGAAUGACACAAAUCAUGUUUGAGAGCUUUAAAACUCCCGCAAUGUACGUGGCAAUACAAGCGGUUCUCUCAUUGUAUGCAUCUGGCCGAACAACAGGAGUGGUAAUCGAUUCUGGAGAUGGUGUUACUCAUACUGUACCCACUUAUGAGGGCUAUUCCCUGCCACACGCUGUGUUUCGCCUUGACCUUGCCGGAAGGGACUUGACCAAUUAUCUAAUUAAGAUCCUCACGGAACGGGGAUACUCGUUUACGACAACGGCUGAAAGAGAAAUUGUUAGAGACAUCAAGGUGCCCAGUUAUGAAAAAAAUGUUAAAAUUCAUGACGGCUCAGAAAACCUGAGUUUUCUUUUGCAGGAAAAGUUAUGUUAUGUCGCUUUGGACUAUGAACAAGAG